AUGAAAUUUUCCGCAAUCCCUCCAGCUGGAGGACCCUACAAGCAGCAGAAAUACUUCAGACGUAGCCUCUUGAGUUCACAUUGCUUAUCUGGUCGGCACUGCCACCGGUUCCCCUUCCGUGAACUAAUUUAUGCUUUGUCCAAACAGGAAAAACCGCUUGCCACAGGCCUAUUGUUUGGCUCUGACUCGUCGCAUCGCGAAUCGGGCUGCAUACAUCAAGAUCACGCAAGAUAA
This is a messenger RNA of Protopolystoma xenopodis, 234 nucleotides long. Lineage: Eukaryota; Metazoa; Platyhelminthes; Monogenea; Polystomatidea; Polystomatidae. The record is from the annotation of a GenBank genome assembly.